ACCGUAGGCUAGCCAGCCUGGGUUUGGUCCUCGCCCUAAGAAGGGUCCGCACAUCACCUCCCCGCCGAGCUGCCAUCGUCCCAUCUGUGAAUCGGGUCCGUGUACACCCAAGCCAACCUAGCCUGCCUACUUCUGACUAACCAGAGAGCAGGAUAUCGCCUUGACUCUGCCUCCCGAUCGACAGUUAUCUUACCCAAUCCCCCCUCCUUGCUUUGGCGUCUAAUGACUGACAAAUAUCUUGACCAAUGAUCUGUUAAAAUCUUUUCGAUAGACGUUAAUGUCCACCUUUCGCAGUUGAAGCGGUUCUUGAUUUACAUCUGUCUAGCCUAUGGAAAGUAAGAGUGAUUUUGAUUGAUGGCUUUUUUCUUCUAACGGCAACAGAGCACUGCGGGAAAUUUCCCCAGUGGAAGGAGAAUAGGGCGGGCGUGGCAGCCCCGGCCACCAAUGACUUGCGGGUGGGCGGAGCAGCGCGUCCAAUGCGGCCGGGAGGCGGGGCUCGGCAGCUGCCGUUACCGUCUGUCGCAGGAGGCAGCAGCGGGCUGGUGGUGGGAGUGUGAGGUGAGAGUGGGACGUGGAGCUGCUGUCAUGAGCUACUCAGGUUAUGGCAACUGGAACUCUGGGACAAACAGAGGAUACGAGGGAUAUAGUUACGGCUAUGGAUACGGUCAAGAUAACUCUGGCAAUUAUGGGUAUGGUAUGGCCACUUCAAACGCUUGGGAAAUGCCUAAUUCAGACACAGACCCUAACGCUUCCACUGGCGCUGAUGCUGUUAUAGCAAAAAUGAACCAGCGCUUAGAUAUGGUGUCUCAUCUAGAAACGGACACAAUGCAAGGAGGACAUUAUGGCUCAGGUGGAGACAGGUAUAAUACAUAUGAGUCCUACGACUCAAGGUCUUCACUGAACGACCGUGAUCUAUACAGAUCUGGCUAUGAUUACAGUGAAGCUGAACAUGACACCGAAAAUGCCUAUGAAGGUUGCUAUGACAGCUUCUAUGGGAACCACAGGGACCAGUACCAGAACAGAGCACGGGACAACUUUGGCCAGCGGGGUCAGAACUGGGCCAGAGACGGGCGAAAUAACAGACCCAUGGCAUCUUCAUAUUCCGGGCACAUGGGCGGACAGUGGAAUGAGCUGCCACAGCCAAUGGGAGGACGGGGCCAUGGCCCUCACGGCUCCUCUAGGCUCCCAUCCCUCUUCUCCCACAACAUUAUCCCAGAACUCAGCAUGUUCCAGGGAAUGCGAGGUUUCUCUGGAAACAUGCGCUUUGGAGGAGGCGGCAUGAAACAACGAAUGAGGAGAAACUGGAAAAUGUGGGACGCAGACUUUAAAUCACAGAAAAAGAAAAUCAAGAAGGACCCUACCUCUAAGAAGAGAAAACAAACUGACAGCACUGAUGAACCUGAUAGCAAGGCAGCAAAAACUGAUGGCUCUGACAACUCCGACUCUGAGAAUGAGGAAGGGACUGAAGGAGAAGCAGCAGAGAAGGAGGGCUCCAAAGCUGAGGGUGAAGAUGAAGAAGGAAAAGAUUCUGAGAAAGGUGCUUUAACAAUUCAAGAAGAGAUCAGUCAAAUCAAGCGCAAAUUGCAGGCAGGCAAGAAAACUCAAGAGAGGCAGAAAAAGAGGCAUCGGGAUCGCAUGGUAGAAAGGAUUCAGUUUGUUUGUUCACUGUGCAAAUAUCGGACCUUCUAUGAGGAUGAGAUGAAUGUUCAUCUGGAAAGCAAAUUCCACAAGGAGCAUUUCAAAUUUGUUGGAACAAAACUGCCACAGCAGACAGCUGAUUUCCUCCAGGAUUAUGUUGCUAACAAAACAAAGAAAACUGAAGAACGCCGUAAAGCAAUUGAAGACAUUAAUGCAGUUAUUCAACAGAUCUAUAAAGACCAAGAUCUUACCCAAGAUAUUGGCAUGGAACACUUUAUUAAAAAGGUGGAGGCUGCUCACUGUGCUGCAUGUGACCUCUUCAUCCCAAUGCAGUAUGGAAUUAUCCAGAAGCACCUGAAGUCCCUUGACCACAACCACAACCGCAGAGCCAUGAUGGAGCAGUCCAAGAAAUCAUCUUUAGUAGUUGCAAGAAGUAUUCUCAAUAACAAACUAAUCAGCAAGAAAUUGGAGCGGUAUUUGAAGGGUGAGAAUCCCUUCACAGAUGAUCCAGAAGAGAAAGAGGAGCAUGAGGAAGGAGAGAGUGGAACAAGUCGAAAUGCUGAAGGAGCAGAUGGAAACAAAAUUGAUGAAGAAAACCAAGAUGAAGAAAAUAAAGAUGAGGAAAGCCAAGACCACGAGGAGAACCCAGAAGCAACUGAGAAUCAUGGGGAGCAAGAGGAGAUUCAGGCAGAGGCACAGGCAGAAGUAGAAGCAGGCUACACAGAGGAGAAGAAUUCACAAGUUGCAGAGGAAACCCUCACUGCUGAGGAGGAAGAGCAACUGCUGGAAGGAAGUGAGGAAGAAAGCAAAGGAGUUACUGCAGCAGAAGAGGAUGAGCCCUUGGAGUAGACUCUGGAUGAGAAAGCUGACCUGUUUAAGACCCAGCAUUAAGUUUUUUAAAGCAUAACUAUCUGUGAAACUUCAUAGUAUGUUUUUGGUUAUCAUUCUACUAAACUUUCACCUAGUUAUGGCAGUUGAAAGCCUCUAUCUGUAAAGUGUUUUUGGAAAUAGAUUUUUUUUACCAAACCUUCAUUUUAGUAGCUAGGUUUUGUGCAGUCCAAGUUUUUAGAUGGCUUUGUACUAGAAGAAUUUCCUUUUGAGCAUGUGUACAAAACAAAUUGUGCCUAAUGCACUACGUACUAAAUCACAAUCCGGCAGAUUAAACCUCUUACUAUUGUUCCUGUAAAACUUUUAUAUAUUUAAAAAGAGUGGGUUGUCCUUUAGCCAGCCUUCCUGGAAGCAAAAGGAGUCUCAAAUCCAGGGUUUAAAAAUCUACAGUGUAUGCUGUAAAAUUCUGCAUAAUUUCCAUGUGACUGUAGUACUCUUCCCAAUGUUUUACUCUUCCUUUUUAAUGCAAAGCAAAAAUAAGUGGUGUCAACAUUGUAUUGUUUGUAAAAUGCUUUCACUUAAAGGUGAAUGUUUUCGGUGGGUGGAGAUAAAGCACUACACUGAUAUUA
Messenger RNA from Mauremys mutica (yellowpond turtle), 3095 nucleotides. It is a transcript of the gene AKAP8L, whose product is annotated as A-kinase anchoring protein 8 like. The transcript is spliced from 13 exons. Gene Ontology annotation, molecular function: DNA binding; protein kinase A regulatory subunit binding. Gene Ontology annotation, cellular component: nuclear matrix; nucleus. Lineage: Eukaryota; Metazoa; Chordata; Testudines; Geoemydidae. The coding region runs from base 445 to 2487 and encodes 680 amino acids. The record is from RefSeq and is a predicted model, not a curated record.